GUGUGUAACUGUAAACAAGCCCAGCUUUUGCUCCUCUUUACAGGCCGUGUUGUAGGGCAAUGGCUUCAGACAAUCCAGGGGAAGAGCAAAAGCAAAAGCUUUAAGCUCUAUAUGACCCACCAAUAGGGGUCAUCCCUUGCACGUCAACUGUUUGCUUGACAGGAAAUGGCCCGACACCGUCACCAACAACAACAGCAACAACUGGGUUUCAAUUUUCACUCCAUCUUGAAUCUCCUGUUCACUCCACUCUAUCUUUCCCCUUCUCUCUGCAUUUCCUCACUGUUACUUGGGCUUCUGCGCAAUGGACCGGAAGGACAAGCAGCAUCCGCAGCAGCUCUGCUUGUCCAAAUCCUCAAGGCUUCUUUGCAAUGACUGGAUCUUUUCGGAUGUUCCUAGUGAUUUUACUAUAGAAGUUAGUGGAAGAACAUUUGCGUUACAUAAGUUUCCUCUGGUGUCUAGAAGUGGACGAAUCCGAAAGCUGGUUGCAGAACAUAGAGAUUCUGAUAUUUCAAGGAUAGAGCUCGUUAACUUACCUGGUGGAGCUGAUUCAUUUGAGUUGGCUGCAAAGUUUUGCUAUGGCAUUAACUUUGAGAUUACAUCCUCAAUUGUUGCUCAACUGUGUUGUGUUUCUGAUUACCUGGAAAUGAUUGAGGAAUAUGCAAAAGACAACCUUAGUUGCCGUUCUGAAGCAUAUCUAGAUACUGUUGUAUGCAAGAACCUUGAAAUGUGUGUUGAAGUAUUGCAACAAUGUGAGAAUCUGCUCCCUCUCGCUGAUGAGCUGAAAAUAGUUUGCAGAUGUACUGAUUCUAUAGCUUCCAAGGCAUGUGCAGAGCAGAUAGCCUCUAGCUUCUCACGCUUAGAGUAUAGCAGCUCAGGGAGGCUGCACAUGAACAAGCAGGCCAGCAAAUGUGAAGGAGACUGGUGGAUUGAAGAUCUGUCUGUUCUUCGUAUUGACUUGUAUCAGAGAGUCAUAGCAGCAAUGAGGUGUCGAGGGGUCCGUCCUGAGAGCAUUAGUCUGUCACUUAUAAAUUAUGCCCAAAAGUUUUUGACAAAGAAACCCAGCUUGUGGAAUGCAUCCACCCAGCCAAAAGUUGAUUUGGUUGCCGAUUCUGUUGGCCAUGAGCAAAGACUCAUGGUUGAGACGAUUGUCAGCCUGUUGCCUGUAGAAAAACUUGCUGUCCCGGUUGGUUUUCUUUUUGGGCUUUUACGAACGGCAGUAAUGCUUGAUUGCACAGUGGCUUGCAGGCUUGAUCUUGAGAGGAGGAUUGGGUCACAACUGGAAAUAGCUACGCUUGAUGAUCUUCUGAUUCCAUCUUUCCGACAUGCUGGUGACACUUUAUUUGAUGUUGACACAGUUCACAGAAUCUUAGUAAACUUCUCUCAACAUGAUUACAGUGAGGAUGAUAUGGAAGAUGAAUCUGCUUAUGAAUCUGAUGGCCUUCACUCACCCUCUCAAACUGCGUUGCUCAAAGUUGCAAAACUCAUGGACAAUUACCUUGCUGAAAUUGCUGCUGAUGCAAAUCUUAUGCUCACCAAGUUCAUGGCCAUUGCAGAGUCUCUACCAGCACAUGCGCGCACUAUCCAUGAUGGUCUUUACCGAGCAAUUGACAUUUUUCUCAAGGCUCAUCAGGGUUUAUCAGAUUUGGAGAAAAAGAAGCUCUGCAAACUGAUUGAUUUCCAAAAGCUCUCGCAAGAAGCAGGUGCACAUGCGGCACAAAAUGACCGUCUCCCACUCCAAUCAAUUGUCCAAGUGCUUUAUUUUGAGCAGGUAAGGCUCCGGAAUUCUUUAUGCUGCUCUUAUCCAGAUGACGACCAUAAACCAAUGCACCAGUCAUGGCGGAUCAGCAGUGGUGCACUCAGUGCAACAAUGUCACCCCGAGACAAUUAUGCAUCACUAAGAGGAGAGAACCGAGAGUUGAAACUGGAACUUGCUCGAUUACGGAUGAGACUGAAUGAUCUGGAGAAGGAACACAUUUUUAUGAAAAAGAACAUGGAGAGAUCUAACUCUACCAAGUUUAUGACCUCUUUCUCAAAGAAGAUCAGCAAGCUGAAUCUGUUCGGACAUAGUUCAUCCAGGUCAUCAAGUUCUCCCUCAAAGUAUUCACAAAGAACAGACUCGAGAGUUGGGAGAACAUGAGCAGGCUUCUUAGGAAAGAAACUACUUAUUUGGAACCUUCCUCUCUUUCUGCCAUAUUCACAUUGACCUUUUUACCUCUAUCCACCUUGUUUAUGCGGUGGUGCCUUUAGCUAGAAACCAGUUGGGGCUUGUUUCUGAAAGUGAUGGUUUUUCAUGGGUGCAUCUCUAAAAUCCUUUUUCAUGAUGAAAAAUCUUUUUCCAGACAUGCAGAAAGUAUGAAUGUAUAGCCAUCAUAAGUGAUUGAAUGUUCAAAUUAUAUCAACGUACAGAUUUUCCGCA
Telopea speciosissima is the source of this 2416-nucleotide messenger RNA. RefSeq names its product BTB/POZ domain-containing protein At5g48800-like. Gene Ontology annotation, molecular function: protein binding. The record is from RefSeq and is a predicted model, not a curated record. Lineage: Eukaryota; Viridiplantae; Streptophyta; Magnoliopsida; Proteales; Proteaceae. The transcript has 4 exons. The coding region runs from base 302 to 2137 and encodes 611 amino acids.